Messenger RNA from Hyaena hyaena (striped hyena), 1885 nucleotides. RefSeq names its product transcription factor AP-4 (gene TFAP4). The record is from RefSeq and is a predicted model, not a curated record. Gene Ontology annotation, molecular function: DNA-binding transcription factor activity, RNA polymerase II-specific; RNA polymerase II cis-regulatory region sequence-specific DNA binding; protein dimerization activity. Gene Ontology annotation, cellular component: nucleus. Gene Ontology annotation, biological process: regulation of transcription by RNA polymerase II. Bases 21 to 1034 code for a protein of 337 amino acids. Lineage: Eukaryota; Metazoa; Chordata; Mammalia; Carnivora; Hyaenidae. The transcript is spliced from 7 exons.
GAGGAGGGGGGCCGAUCGCUAUGGAGUAUUUCAUGGUGCCCACUCAGAAGGUGCCCUCUUUGCAACAUUUCAGGAAAACAGAGAAAGAAGUGAUAGGAGGGCUCUGUAGCCUCGCCAACAUUCCACUGACCCCUGAGACGCAGCGGGACCAGGAGCGGCGGAUUCGGAGGGAGAUCGCCAACAGUAACGAACGGAGGCGCAUGCAGAGCAUCAACGCGGGCUUCCAGUCCCUCAAGACCCUCAUUCCCCACACAGAUGGAGAGAAGCUCAGCAAGGCAGCCAUUCUCCAGCAGACGGCAGAGUACAUCUUCUCCCUGGAGCAGGAGAAGACCAGGCUUCUGCAGCAGAACACGCAGCUCAAGCGCUUUAUCCAGGAACUGAGCGGCUCAUCCCCCAAGCGGCGGCGGGCAGAGGACAAGGAUGAGGGCAUCGGCUCGCCAGACAUCUGGGAAGACGAGAAGGCAGAGGAUCUGCGUCGGGAGAUGAUUGAGCUUCGGCAGCAGCUGGACAAGGAGCGCUCGGUGCGCAUGAUGCUGGAGGAGCAGGUGCGCUCGCUGGAGGCCCACAUGUACCCAGAAAAGCUCAAGGUGAUUGCACAGCAGGUGCAGCUGCAGCAGCAGCAGGAGCAGGUACGGCUGCUGCACCAGGAGAAACUGGAGCGGGAACAGCAGCACCUUCGGACCCAGCUGCUGCCCGCCCCGGCCCCCACCCACCACCCCACAGUGAUCGUGCCGGCGCCACCCCCUCCCUCCCACCACAUCAACGUCGUCACCAUGGGCCCCUCCUCCGUCAUCAACUCUGUUUCCACAUCGCGGCAAAAUCUGGACACGAUCGUGCAGGCGAUCCAGCACAUUGAGGGCACCCAGGAAAGGCAGCAGCAGGAGGAAGAACAGCGACGAGCCGUCAUCGUGAAGCCAGGCCGCGGCUGCCCCGAGGCCCAUGCCUCCGACACGGCCUCCGAUUCAGAGGCCUCGGACAGCGACGCCAUGGACCAGAGCCGGGAGGAGCCGACAGGGAACGGGGGGCUUCCCUGACCACCCCCCAGCCCUCCUCUCCCCUCUUGGGGCUGGAGGGGGCCGGGGGGCAGCUACAGGGAGCAAACGCAGGUGAACAAGUGAGGAAUUUUUACAAAAUUACGAUGUCAUUUGGGUCUCUUUUAUGACCUCUUUUUCAAUACUGUAAAUCGACCUUUGAGCGAAGCCACCCGACCUGAGGUCCCCGGGGGCUGGGGUGGCCCGAGCGCGUUGGGGGCACCGGGACACCUGGGGCUGGGCCUCGCCCCGGAGGCCGGGGGAAGCUGACACAGGUGCCCGGCCUCUCUCCGCCAAAAAGCAUUUUAUCAUUUAAACAUAUUUUGAAGAACAGGGAAAAAUCAAACGAAACCCCAUGGUAUGCUGCCCUCCCCAGAGCCAGCCCUAGACCCACAGUUUUUGACUCCUUCCCUCCUCUUUGGUUUUUUCUUUUCUCCUUUAAGCACUUACAUGGGUUGGGGGUCUGGCUGGGUCGAGGCUCUCUGGGGACCCGGGGGUCUACGUUGCUUCUCGGUUGGGGUUUGCUGCUGCCCUUCUCCCCUCCCCUCCUGGCCUCGGCUCAGCGCGAGGAUUUCCCCACCACCACCUAGCCCCCCCCUCCCUCCGGGUUUCCCAUCUUCCACCCAAAAAAUGUCUUUGUCUCUCUCUUUUUGUUUUGUUUGUUGUUGGUUCUUUUUGGUUUUGGUUUUUUAUCUUUUUUUGUUUUUUUGUUUUUUUUUUUUUUUUUUUUAAUUUUUAGGUCUUUGUGUUCAAGGAGAAGCUAUUAUAUUUUGUUAAGAAAGUGGGGGGAAAAACCAAGAGGCCACCGUGCCUUUAUAAAGAAACAAAAUAAAGUUUGUACUUUGUUUUUUAGA